Messenger RNA from Lepisosteus oculatus (spotted gar), 8101 nucleotides. RefSeq names its product transmembrane protein 198-B-like. Gene Ontology annotation, cellular component: cytoplasmic vesicle; plasma membrane. The record is from RefSeq and is a predicted model, not a curated record. Gene Ontology annotation, biological process: positive regulation of canonical Wnt signaling pathway. Lineage: Eukaryota; Metazoa; Chordata; Actinopteri; Semionotiformes; Lepisosteidae.
GAGAGCAUCCCCCCCGUUAGACGGGGAGUUGCUAUGGAGGCUAGGUGCUACACUAACUGGCAAAAAAAAGAAGAAGAAGAGAGAAACGAAGCAGCUGGAUUGAGAGCAGGGGCGUGCGCGGACACUGAUUGGUUUGUCGUGCUGAUCGAAAAAUAAAUGUUGAAGCCAGGGGUCUUUGUGUAACCGCUCGCGUUUCUUGGAGGGGGGGACGGGGAGUUGGGUUCGAGGGGAAUGGAAAGCGAAUUCUGCCGGGGAAGAUGCGGGACUGGACGGCAGCUGGCUGGCACAGCGGAGCUGUGAAUGCAUUGAUAUAGGAUGCUGCGGCGUGGCGAGGGCGCCCUCUUGUGGCUGGGAAGUGUGCCCUGAUACCCUCCCCUUCCCCUCGGUACCAUGACCUCCACCCUGCAGACGCUACACUUCAAGCUGCCCCCUCCAGGGGACGGCAGCCUGGAGCACCUCUACGACUGCGACCAGGAGAUCGAGAGGCGCUACGAGAUUGUCCCUUCUGUGGUCUGUGCCAUGUGCUGCCUCUUUGGGAUCAUCUACUGCUUCUUUGGUUACCGCUGCUUCAAAGCCGUUAUGUUCCUGACUGGGCUGAUGUUUGGCUCCAUCAUUAUCUUCAUGCUGUGCUACAAGGAGAGGGUCCUGGACACGCAGCUGAGCGUGGAAGCCAGCGUGGGCAUUGGCCUUGGCAUCGGGGUGCUGUGCGGCCUGGUCACCAUGCUGGUGCGCAGUGUGGGCCUCUUCAUGGUAGGCCUGCUGUUGGGCCUGCUGGUCGCCGUGGCGACCCUGGUGGUGAUGGAGCAGUUCUACCACCCUCCCACUGUGUGGAUCCCUCUCGGCCUCCUCCUGGGCACUGGCAUGCUGUUUGCCGUGCUCACCCUGCAGUGGCAGCGCUGCUUCACCACGCUGUCCACCGCCGUGUUCGGCAGCGCGGUGAUCACCGUCACCGUGGACUACUUCAUCGAGCUCUUCCUGCUGGUGCGGUACGUUUACGAGCGGAUAAAGGUGGCGCCGGCCCGGCCCGUGUGCUGGUUCAGCUGGGUGAUCCUGGGCGUGUGGCCCGUUUUGACGCUUCUGGGGGUCCUGGUCCAGUGGAAAGUGACGGCGGAGGGCUACUCCCACACCGAAGUGAUCAUCAGUCGGCAGCAGCGCCGAGUGCAGCUGAUGCGGAUCCGGCAGAAGGAGGAGCGCAAGGACCGCAAGAAGAAGAAGAAGCAGCAGCAGCAGCAGCAGCUGCAACAGCAACAGCAGCAGCAGCACCAUCAUCACCAUCACCAGCAUCCCACCAAGCCCCUGCACCCGGAACCGGCUUACCGCCGCAAGCCCAACCCAAUCCGUCGAUUUGAUGGCGAUGUGCUGUCACCGAGCUACAUCCAGAGCUUCCGGGACAGGCAGACCGGGUAUCCCCAGAGGGGCUUGGGCAGUGGUGCCCAUACCAUCGUGGACCUCGAUUACGACUGUGGCUCCACGGUCCCUCUCACUGCAGGCGCAGGGCCGGCUGUCCGUGUCUAGUCCUAUCCUUGAAGUCCAGUCCGGCCUGCGCUAAAAGAGGUUCCGCUCUCCAAGGGCUGGCCUGCUUUGCACUAUUUCUUUCUUCCUUCCAGACUCCGGCCAUUUCCUUUUUCUCGAGGAUCUGAGGAUGCGUUAUAAAAUCUUAACCGGGUCUUUUAAUGGAGUGGCCUGUUAUUUCCAGCUGCUUCUUCUUGUACCGGGGGGUCAGAAGGAAGACCCUCUGUCAAUUUACAAAGUCAGGUGAUGCUCACAAAGCAUUACAGAAAUCCCUUCAAGCCAUUGGCCCCUAUUGUAAUGUUUUUACUACAUGACAUUUUCUAGGGCCUACCUGAAAAAAAAAAAUAUUUGUCCUUCUCUAAGAUUUAUUUUAAGGACCUGUACCUAAAUUAAAAUAUUACUUUGUCUUCAAAAUCCUACACGAGAAUCCAAAAUUCAAGUGUAUCAAAAAAGUAUAAAAUUCUUCCGCUUCCCUUUGAAUCUUAGUUUAAGGAUUCCUUUAUAAUGUUUUAUGUACAUACAAGUGUGGAGUUGUAUUCACAGUUCAAUGUCAUGGACUACCUUAUUAACUUGAUUUAGUAGCACAUAAAUACAUUGUGAACUCAUACUGUAACAUGACACAGGUUAUUUGCAAUCAUAUUCAUGAGGAAAAUGAUCUCAUAUGAUUGUUUCUAAGUUGUUAUGCGUUUAUGAGAUAUUGUUAUUAAUUCUAUUACUAAUACCCUGCAUUCAUAUAGGAUUUUUCAAGUUACAGAAACUCCCAAAUCUUCACAGGUAGGCAGAGACUCAAGAGUCACUGCCAAAAACUCACUACACAGCAGCUAUUGUAGGUAGAGAUAUUAGGUUUCAGUUAAAUUAAUCUAAAGAUUUAUUAGAUUUAGUUUUCAGGUCUCUAAAGAACAUCAUAGUUCUUGAGUUUUGUUUGUUUUUAUAACUCAGAAAUGAUAUUUUUACAAGAGCAGGAAACACCACAGUGCCAUUCAGAAAAAUAUGCAUUAAAGCCUGUUUUGCACAAGAUACGUCUUUGAUGACUUAAAUUUUUGGCAGGUUAUGGGUCCACUUUUUUAUACUUUUUACAAGAUUAACGAGUCUAGGGGGACAUUUUUUCUUCUUAUGAUUGUAUUUUCCGUGACUUGUUCUGCGGAGUAGAAUCAACCCGCUAUGUGUUCAGUAAAAAGUAUGACUAUGAAAUCUGAUCAGGCAGUUGUAAGGGCAGCAGUCGAAGAGCAGGACGGGUCCAUUUAAUAGCAAGCUUCUUUACUGUGGGUCUAGAUGCUGUAUUGGAAGAAUGCAGUAAGCAACCAUUUGAGAAGCCGAGACUAUAGAGGAAAAAAAAUUAUUGAUUAAAAUGUGAACGGCCGAUGACUUUCAGCUUUGUGGUAUUCAGUCUCUAAAAUUCAGAAGAAGAGCCUAGAAUGGUCAGCGUGAGCGUGAGCAAAAGUAUUUCCAAACGGAGUUUAUAGAUCAAGACACUCUUGUCUGCAUACACUUAAUAGCCAAUGAAGACCCUUGACUGUGGGUCUUUAUACAAUUUUCAUUCCGAAUAUUAUGUUUUAUGAGGGAUCCUUAAACUAAAGGGGAAUGCAUUUCCAAAAAGGCAAUUUAAUUGAAUUCCACCGAUCCAAUGAAUUACAAUUAUCAAGGACACAGCAAAAGUGAGAAUGAACUGUACAAAGUCAAUAUCUUGUGUCAUGAGUUGUUUUUUUUUCUGUACAAAAUUAUGCAACCUGCAAAUUCAUAUAGCCAGUAAUAUUAAGUUGAAGAAAAUGGACACAUUGGUUGGAGAACACGUACAGUACUGCUAGAAGAAUGCAAGAUUUAUCAUUUGCAAGCACUGUUAUACAGGGCUUUUGAGAAUAUUAGACUACAUGGUUAUCAUUCAUUAGUGCAGUACCCCCAUCCCAAAACUAAGCAGUUUUGCAAUGCAUUCUGUUGUUUAUCAUGUCCUGUUUCUUUUGAAGAUAAACUAGUUUUCCAUGACAUACAGAAUCUUUCUAUUUUAGUGUGCUCGUUAACAACAUUUAGAUAGUGUAGAAAGUGUACAUCACCUUCUCCCAUCAUAUUUAUUGAGCCAUUUUUUACAAGGAGAUUCUUUUAAAGAUAUUUAUAUUUGUAAAAAAGUACCAUCCUUUGUAAGAAGAUCUCCAUAGUUUCAGGCCUUAUCAUACCAUAGUGUUUGUCUCCUCUUGCCACAGGAGAAAGAAUUUUCUAAUGAACUGCAGACCUCAGAACAACUCUUUUAGGUACAGUAGGUCACUUUUUAGAGAACUUAAAGUCACGUGAUGCUCAGCUUUGAGACUCAGCGUUAUUAUGGUAAUUAUUAUUACUGUUAGGAGUUGGACAUUCAAAUCUCAGGAAAAUCAAAUCGUUUCUGUAAAUGAUUUAAUUUAUUACUGUGCUUGUUCCUGUUAUUCAGCCCUUGGAUAUCUUUCAAAAGCAGCCCUAAAAUCAGCGAAUGAUUGUAAAGUACAAUCCCGACCACCCAGUUUAUGUGCUGCAAAAUUAACAGACCUUUCUGUUGUGAGGUGUAACCCAUAAAUUUCUAAGUCCUGGUUUCAGCUUUCCAAUGGGGAGGAUAAAAACUAAUACGGUAUAUCCUCACUGGCCAGAAAACUACAGUAGAAACACCCACCAACUAAUUAUAUUGGGCCUCUUUGAAUAGCAUACACACAUUAAACAUGAUGUGGAUCUAUUCAAUUUGAUGUAUUUAGCAACUUAAUCCCAAUUCUUUCUCUUGGCAGGAUCCUUCACUUGAAGGUGUGAUGAGGGCCAUAUUGUGUGAAAUUGAACUGCCUGUCUUGCUUGUUCUGCUAGUUUUCUGCAGGAUUGAAAUCUGGUGAUUGUUCUGGCUCGAGAGAAAUGAUGAUGGAAGUUUGUGUCUUGUUCCUCAAGCCAGCCAGCCAUUGCCUGCCUCUGACAGCCUAUUUACCUGACAGUCAUUAUCAGUUAUUUAUCCACGUCAACAUACUGUACAUCACAACAGCCAGGUCAUGCUUUACACUACAUAUUUUACAGCCCCCAUGGGAAAUAUUACAUUCUGUCUGAUGCUGCUGCUUCAUGGAUGAAAUUAAGAUCUCUGUCUCCAAUGAAUUCAAAAUAACAAACCAAAAUCGAAGUUCUGCCCUACAGCAAGAAAGAUGUGACCAAAAAAUGUUUUCAAAGGGCUGAGUUGAACACAUUGGCUCUGCAAGUCAGCCCGUUAUAUCAUCAGAAUUUCUUAAAGUUGUCACUUUUGUUGAUGUUCCUUUUUUUUAGAUGCGCCGUUGCCUGUGUGCAACACGUGCCAAGUUUCAAGUGUAUAGAUUUCUAUUACACAGGCAGGCUUUCAUUGUGAACCUUUUGUGUUUCCGAAAAAAAAAGUGUUUUGCUCUGGAUUCUGGUUUCUGAUGCAAUUUUUAAACUCCAUAAUUAGUGACAUGAAAAUGGAUGGGAAAAUUCAGGUCUUCCACCAGUCAAAUGCAAUCUUGUGGUCUUAUGAAGUAUUAUGUGCAGUGUUCUGUAUCAUUCCAUUCCUUCCAUAUUGUAUUGUUCACCUUACAUAAAGAAAGUCCUUAAAGUCUUGUGGUCAAGUAUUGGUGAAGGUUUCUCAAGGUGCAUGACUUUAUAGCACAUGAACUACUGUAUAGGCCAAGCAUUUUAAAUAUCCAAUCCUUGUCCUCACAACAGAAUUCGUUAGCUCUUUUUAUCCUGUAUUGUUUUUUUGUCAUUUCCAUCCACAAACCUUCAGGCUUUCUUUAUUGAAGUGUGACAAUAUGUACUGUAUUGACUUUUAUGCACUUUUGCUUUGAAUGUUUUGAAUUUUAAGUGUUCAUUUACAGUUGAACCAUGAGGUCUCAAAACAAUUUAGAACAAUCCCUUUGUUACAGCUGAAAACCAGACGUCUUGCUCUUCCAUUGUUUUCCUUGCUUUAGCGUGGUUGCGUUUUGUCCUGGUAGCUCCAUAACAGCGCCUGAACUUCCCCCUCGUCAGUCUCCUUGUGCUAAAAGUGGAGAUUCCUUUGAGGAAAAGGCCUUAAUUCUGAGACUAACUCUGUCUACUGCCCAAUGACGAAAACUUCACUUGGCUCUAUUCAGCUCCCAUUUCACUCACUGGACUUCCAAAAUGAAGGCAUCUCCCGAUUUAGAUGUGGUCAGAAACAGAUUCUCUGUAAACCUAUAAUCCUUGUAAGUCUAGGCUAGUACUUUAGAGAAGGAAACAUCCUGUAUUUUGAAUUUACAGGCUGCUGGAGUUUGUCUCAGGAAUUCCCCUUCCAUAUCCUGCAAUGAAGCCUUGGAGAUUUUUCUUUCAAAUUUUUUAUAUUACUUUUUAAACAGUAAAAAAAAAAACAUAGGGGAUUUCAGGUGUCAUUCAUUAAUUAGACACCUGAUGUUCGGUCAACAUGCACUGCCCACGUUGAACAGUCCACACGCUGGGAUGCUAGUGGUACCCCAUGAUGGGUCUUCAUUUUGCCCUUUACAAAGCUCACAAUUCCUAAAAUUCUCCGCACUAAUUAAAAGAAAGACGCCUUGGACUUCACAGAACUCCCUUCCUGGUUGUCUGUGCAUAUGGUGGGCUUAUCCUUCAGGACCACAGGAUAUGACUGAAAGCAUGGAGGGAGGGGACUUCACCUGUGAUCUGCACAAGGACUGACAGCGAGGCUACACUCCGUUUGCCUCAGUCAUUCUGAACACCCCUCGUUCAUCUGAGGUCCCCUUUGUAAACUGCAUGAUAUUGUCGUUGGAGUGUCUUUUUUGUAAAAGUACACGGUCAUUUGAAUGGCCUUCUUCGUUUUUGUACUCAAAAGAAACCACCGUCCUUCUGUAAAUUUUGUAAAGGUGGACGUUGUUGUACAUAUUCCUGAAACUGUUCUUUAGUGUUUAUUUAUUGCUGAAUUAUUUAUUAAUGUAUUUAUUUUCCCAAAAACCCAUCUUCUACAGGGUGGGGUUUUAGUUCGAAAGUUGAUGACUCUUAGGAGUUCACGCUAUUGAGUCAUGGGCUUUGUCUCUUGAUGUGUCUUCGGUAUGUGUGGCAGAGCUCUUAGGGAAUUUUGGAGUUCACUGGCUGUAGUUGUGUCAACAAAGUAGGUUGAAAGGGCACCUUUGGCAAAAGCCUGAGUUUCAUGUCCAUUGAAAUACCCAGCAUGAGGAAGACAAUGUGAAAGCAGGAUGAGGGAGACGUAUUAACCACCCCACAAGGGGCAAAUUUCACAAUGCAAUACUAGAUACUGUAUAAUCCUAAUCCAGUUGUGUCCUGAAAUAACAUCGUGGUUUCACAAAGUGUGAAGUGUAGACGGCAUGAUCAGAAUUAAUCGUUGUGCUCUGUUCUUGAUGUUUCAUAAUCGAUGUGUUACCUUCUGCAUCGCUUUUUAGUUUUAUUUUCUAAUUUCCUUCAUUCCUAAUGCCCUUUUGGUAGCAUGUUAUGCAAUGAGGUGCUAAACCCCCCCCCAAAAAAAAUCUCAAAAGGAUACAAAAUUGGGAUACAGUAUGUCAAGAUCACUUAGUAUUAAUCGCCAGUAUGAUCCAGCAUUUUACAUAAAGCCAACCUACAUCGACUGCGUCAGAUUGAAGUUGUCUUAAAUUAGGAGCAGAAGCGUUUAUGAAGCCCAGUAUAACAUACCUGUUAAUUUAUUCGACAUCAUAUUAGGGUUGAGACUUAGUACAUUAGUACAAUAGCACAUACAGUAUAGGCAUAAGGUCCUACAGUAUGUUUAUUUUUUUCUCACAUUUUCUGUUCUUGCUGCAAUGUUUCGAUCGCCAUCGUUGUCUUAGGCUUAGUAAAAAGAAAUAAGUGUGAAAAUACAGCAGACACUUGAUUAAAACUGAUUGAUUAAACAGGAAGGAAAUGUUCUUGUGUAUGGAAUGUUUUCCCAAACUUCCUGGGAGCUCUGCAACUUUAUUAUUUGAAAAGUUAUAGUGUAUUUAUUAUUCUUAUGUAAAGCAUGUCUUUGUAUGGGCCUGCAUAUGGAAAACAAUGUGACCGUAAAUCCUUUUGUCCGUAAAGGUUCUGUGCAGCCCUUUUAGUUACAAAUGUGUUCAUACUUCACAGGUAUUGGAUGUAUGCGAGAGUGAGUGAGCCUGGUCAAAUGGAAAAGCUAAGGUGAAGAUUUUAGGCCUCUAAUCUCAGGUUGGCCUGUUUGAGAUUUCUGUAUUUUCCCUAAAUGCUUCAAAAUUUUUACUUCACCUGUUGUUUACCUGUUUUUACGCUAGGCUUUCUCCUGUCAUCCCACUUCUUGAAAUCAACCCGGGGAAUAACCCCAUUGCAGGAAGAAAUGCUCCCAGUUCCAAAAAAAUAAAUAAAUAAACCACAAAUGUAACCUUUUUAAAAGAGAUUUUGAACACAAUGCCGGUAUGUGAUAUGUCAGUUUAGUUCUUAUGCCCAAGUCUUUAUGGUGUAGCUUUGCCUUGAUUUCCACCAGUCAAGCUCACACGAGAAUGGGAGCUUGUUAAAUUCUCUUUGCUAUUUGAAAUAUUGUAUCCCCAAAACUCUACAAUAUACAGCAAUAUGGCCCAGCCAAGGGAGUUCAUCAGCUGUUCUCUUGGCACUGUACAGUAUGUCUGCCUAUACUGGAUUUCUUCCAGCUCCUGAAGGGCAAUAAAUAUUAGUCACAGUG